Myotis myotis is the source of this 3544-nucleotide messenger RNA. RefSeq names its product transforming growth factor beta 2 (gene TGFB2). The transcript has 8 exons. Gene Ontology annotation, biological process: SMAD protein signal transduction; regulation of cell population proliferation; BMP signaling pathway. The coding region runs from base 1361 to 2689 and encodes 442 amino acids. Lineage: Eukaryota; Metazoa; Chordata; Mammalia; Chiroptera; Vespertilionidae. The record is from RefSeq and is a predicted model, not a curated record. Gene Ontology annotation, molecular function: cytokine activity; growth factor activity; type II transforming growth factor beta receptor binding. Gene Ontology annotation, cellular component: extracellular region.
CUUGGAGAGGAGCUGCAGAAGCUGAGAGAGAGAGAGAGAGAGAGAGAGAGAGAGAGAGAGAGAGAGAGAGAGAGAGAGAGAGAGAGAAGGGGAGCAAGUGGAGGAGGAAAGGGAUGGAGAGCCUAGUAUAACGGUCUAGGCAGCCGUUCGGGAUCGGGCCGGAGGGGCUGCCUGGAUGCAGAGCGGAGAACGGAGGAGGGUGGACUCCAGGGUGCCCCGUGCCCCCCUCCCCUAAGCGAGCAAGUCCGAGGGGCAGAGACACCGGGAGCGCGGGGCAGGGUGGGCGUCCCAGGGCAGCCCCGGAGGAAAAAGCCGCCCCGCCGGCCGGCCCAGGGGCUGGAAGCCACGGCGGCGGCCGCCGGCCGGUCGCCUGCUGCCUGGUUGGCGUUUGGAGCGAGCGCGGAAGGAGGAGCAGGAGAAGGAGGGCGCUGGAGGCUGGGCGCGCCUGCCAGCGGCGGCGGCGGCGGCGGCAACGUGGAGUAACCGGGCGGGUCGGCGCGCUCCGGCCGGGGUGGGGGCCCCCGCGCGCGGCUCGGGGAGCAGGGUCCUCGCCGCUUCGGCAGCCGCUGCGGCCGCCGCGGGAUCCGAGCGCGUCCCGAGCUCCCGGCGCGGCGCGCCCGGCUCCGGGCUCCGGGCUCCGGGCUCGGCCCCCCGCGCGCGCACACGCGCACACACAGACACUCACACGCACACACACUCACACGCACACGCACACACGUGUGCGCUCCUCCGCUCCGAGCUGCCUGCUCCCGCUCCCGGCGCCGCGGCGGACCCCGGGGCCGAGCCGCCUCCUGCGUUAAACGUAUAAACCCGCUGCGCUCCCGGCGCCCCGCCCGCCCGCAGCUGCCAGCGGGGGCCUUUUCAUCUCUUCCCUCUUGGCCGCGGGAGCCGAGUUCAGAUCCGCCACUCGGCGCCCGAAACUGACACACUGAACUCCGUGUCCUCCUCCUGCACCCACUGCCGCCUCCUAGCCACUCGCCUCUCUUCCCCCCCAGCUCGUCGCUGCAAGGAAACUUUUUCUAACUCCCCCCCCCACCACGUGAGGGUUCCCUUUGCCCAUCGCAUAGGACCGUUUCCACUUAGGGAACGACUGGCUUUUUCUUCUGAAAAGAAUUCUCCAGCAAGAUACUUUUUUUUUUAUUAUUUCCUCUCUCUCUCACUCACUAUUGGACAGUGACUCGAUUGUCUGCAAAAGUUUCGCAUUAAAAAAAAAAACUACCUGACCGGUAUUUUCAGAUUUCUUUUCAAUUUCUUUUUCCUCUAUUUUUAUUUUAUUUUUAUUUUGGGUACCAUUUUUUUAAAAAAAAAUUUUUUAAGAAAAAAAAAAGAAACUUUUUCCACCUUUUUUUUUUUUAAAAAAAUGCACUACUGCGUGCUGCGCGCGUUCCUGCUGCUGCACUGGGUGCCGGCCGCGCUCAGCCUGUCGACGUGCAGCACCCUCGACAUGGACCAGUUCAUGCGCAAGAGGAUCGAGGCGAUCCGCGGGCAGAUCCUCAGCAAGCUGAAGCUCACCAGCCCCCCGGAAGACUACCCCGAGCCCGAGGACGUGCCCCCGGAGGUCAUUUCCAUCUACAACAGCACCCGGGACUUGCUGCAGGAGAAGGCCAGCCGCCGGGCGGCCGCCUGCGAGCGCGAGCGCAGCGACGAGGAGUACUACGCCAAGGAGGUCUACAAGAUCGACAUGCCGCCCUUCUUCCCCUCGGAAACUGUCUGCCCAGUUGUUACCACACCCUCUGGCUCAGUGGGCAGCUUCUGCUCCAGGCAGUCCCAGGUGCUCUGUGGGUACCUUGAUGCCAUCCCGCCCACUUUCUACAGACCCUACUUCAGAAUCGUCCGCUUUGACGUCUCGGCGAUGGAAAAGAACGCUUCCAAUCUGGUGAAGGCGGAGUUCAGAGUCUUCCGUCUACAGAACCCCAAAGCCAGGGUGCCCGAACAGCGGAUCGAACUGUACCAGAUUCUCAAAUCCAAGGAUCUGACGUCUCCAACCCAGCGCUACAUCGACAGCAAAGUGGUGAAAACAAGGGCAGAAGGGGAAUGGCUUUCCUUCGACGUGACCGAUGCUGUUCACGAAUGGCUCCACCAUAAAGACAGGAACCUGGGAUUUAAAAUAAGCUUACACUGUCCCUGCUGCACCUUUGUACCGUCCAAUAAUUACAUCAUCCCCAAUAAAAGCGAGGAACUAGAAGCGAGAUUUGCAGGUAUUGAUGGCACCUCCACAUAUACCAGUGGUGAUCAGAAAACUAUAAAGUCCACUAGGAAAAAAAACAGUGGGAAGACCCCACAUCUCCUGCUAAUGUUGUUACCCUCCUACAGACUGGAGUCACAACAGUCCAACCGGCGGAAGAAGCGCGCUCUAGAUGCAGCCUACUGCUUUAGAAAUGUGCAGGAUAAUUGCUGCCUACGUCCACUUUACAUUGAUUUCAAGAGGGAUCUUGGGUGGAAAUGGAUCCAUGAACCCAAAGGGUACAAUGCCAACUUCUGUGCUGGGGCAUGCCCGUAUUUAUGGAGUUCAGACACUCAGCACAGUAGGGUUCUCAGCUUAUAUAACACCAUCAACCCGGAGGCAUCGGCUUCUCCCUGCUGCGUGUCGCAGGACUUGGAACCGCUCACCAUCCUCUAUUACAUCGGCAAGACCCCCAAGAUCGAACAGCUGUCCAACAUGAUAGUAAAGUCUUGCAAAUGCAGCUAAGAUCCUUGGGAAAGCGGCAAGACGGUAACCACACGAUGAUGAUGAUGAUGAUGAUGAUGAUGAUGAUGAUUUGACCACAACAUAACAAGUUUGUAACGAGAAACCCAAGAGAGCCUUGCUUCGUCAGUGUUAAAAAAAUCCUUUGGAAACGCGGUACUAGUUCAGACACGUCGGAAGUGUGCGUUCUGUUUGUUAAAACUGGCAUCCGAAACAAAACAAAGCAAAACAACAAAACAAAACAAAACAAAAAAAACGCGUGGAAGGCUUGAUUCUACAUGGCACCUACUCUGUAAGCGAGAGAGACAAGAAGCAAAACCUUUUUUUUUUUUUUUAAGGAAAAAUAAAUAAACACUGGAAGAAUUUGUUAGUGUUAAUUAUGUGAAAGAAAACAAAACACACACAAAAAAAACAGGAAAAUCCCGUUAAGUGGAAUUGUACAUACGUUCCUACCCCAGGCCUCACUUGAUUUGUCUGUAUUGCUAUGCAAUAGUCUCCCUUCCCUGUUCCUACUCUUAGAGUUAACGGUGAAUUAUUUAUUGUGUGUUACUACAUAAUGGACAUUUCAUUGCCCUUGGAAAAGAAAACAGGUGUAUCAAGUAGAGACCAAAACCCUUUGCCAGAAACUCAUGGAUGGUUUAAGGAACUUGAACUCCAACGAGCCAGAACAAGAAAGAAAAGGAGAAAAAAAAAAAAAGUCAUAGGAGCAGGAUGAAAACCCAGGUGAGUUCUUCUGUGACCACAACAAGUCUGUGUUGAGGUAAAGACCCUGAAAACACAUGCUAUGUCCCAAGUGCCCAAGGAAGGAUCUUGUAGGUUCAAAGCCAAAAGCCUGUUAAUAAAGGAAACUUUCCGUCA